This is a messenger RNA of Conger conger (European conger), 1580 nucleotides long. Its product is annotated as monocarboxylate transporter 4-like. The coding region runs from base 135 to 1580 and encodes 481 amino acids. The record is from RefSeq and is a predicted model, not a curated record. Gene Ontology annotation, biological process: transmembrane transport; monocarboxylic acid transport. Gene Ontology annotation, molecular function: monocarboxylic acid transmembrane transporter activity. Gene Ontology annotation, cellular component: membrane. The transcript has 5 exons. Lineage: Eukaryota; Metazoa; Chordata; Actinopteri; Anguilliformes; Congridae.
CCUGUCCCUCGGCGACUUCGCAGCAUCUCUUGUUUCAUGCGAAGUGGAAUAAAAGUGUUUCUAUAAAGUGCGAAUCAGGAUAUACACACCACCGGCGAGCUACACUGAGAGCCGUGUCCAGAGCAGAGAGGAUCAUGGGAGGAGCAGCGGUGGACCAGGGGCCGGGCCGGGUGCAGGCCCCGGACGGGGGUUGGGGCUGGGCCGUCCUGUUCGGCUGCUUCGUGAUAACGGGCUUCUCCUACGCCUUCCCCAAAGCCGUCAGCGUCUUCUUCAAGGAGCUGAUCCAGGAGUUCGGCGUCGGCUACAGCGACACGGCCUGGAUCUCCUCCAUCCUGCUGGCCAUGCUCUACGGGACAGGCCCUCUCUGCAGCGUGCUGGUGAACCGGUUUGGGUGUCGGCCGGUGAUGAUGGUGGGGGGGCUCUUCGCUGCCCUGGGGAUGAUUCUGGCUUCAUUUUCCACCACCAUCGUUCACAUCUACCUGAGCACUGGGAUUAUCACAGGCCUGGGCCUGGCCCUGAACUUCCAGCCGUCCCUCAUCAUGCUGAACCGGUACUUCAGCGAGCGGCGGCCCCUCGCCAACGGCCUGGCGGCGGCAGGGAGCCCGGUGGCCCUGUGCUGCCUGUCGCCGUUCGGCCAGGCCCUGCAGCACCACUUCGGCUGGCGGGGCGGCUUCCUCAUCCUGGGGGGCGUGCUGCUCAACUGCUGCGUCUGCGGGGCCCUCAUGAGGCCCCUGGAGCCGCGGCGGGGCCAGCCGUCGGCCCCGGGGCCCGGCGGGAAGAAGCGGCCGCCGGCGAAGCUGCUGGACUUCAGCGUGUUCAGGAACCGCGGCUUCCUGGUGUACACGCUGGGCGUGUCCACCAUGGUGCUGGGGCUCUUCAUCCCGCCCGUGUUCGUGGUGAGCUUCGCCAAGGCGCUGGGCAACACCGACACGUCGUCCGCGCUGCUGCUCACCAUCCUGGGCUUCAUCGACAUCUUCGCCCGGCCCACCUGCGGGGUGGUGGCGGGGCUCCGGUGGGUGAGGCCCCGCUGCGUCUACCUGUUCAGCUUCGCCGUGCUCUUCAACGGCACCACCGACCUGGUGGGCUCCAUGUGCGCCAGCUACGCCAACCUGGUGGUGUUCUGCGUCUUCUUCGGCGUCUCGUACGGGAUGGUGGGCGCGCUGCAGUUCGAGGUCCUGAUGGCCCUGGUGGGCACCGACAAGUUCUCCAGCGCCAUCGGACUGGUGCUGCUGGUGGAGGCCAUCGCCGUGCUGGUGGGGCCCCCCUCUGCAGGGCUGUUACUGGACAGCACGGGGAGCUACAUGUACGCGUUCCUGAUGGCCGGGAGUUUGGUGGUGCUGUCCGCCCUGAUAUUGGCCGUGGGCAACUUCCUGUUCAUCGGGGGGCGGGGCCGGGAGCUGGCGGUGGUCGCCGGGGAGACGGAGCCGCUGACGGAGCGGGGGCGGGAGGAGGCGCGGCGGGAACGCCUCCUCUGGGAGACGCGGCCAAUCAGCAUCCACGUGGACUGCGCGGAGGUGGAGAGGUUCCUGAGGGAGGACUGGUGGAGAGGCGGGGACAGCAGCUCCGAAACCUGCCUGUGA